This is a messenger RNA of Helianthus annuus (common sunflower), 2486 nucleotides long. Its product is annotated as acyl-CoA-binding domain-containing protein 4. Gene Ontology annotation, cellular component: cytosol. Lineage: Eukaryota; Viridiplantae; Streptophyta; Magnoliopsida; Asterales; Asteraceae. Gene Ontology annotation, biological process: lipid transport. Gene Ontology annotation, molecular function: fatty-acyl-CoA binding; protein binding. The record is from RefSeq and is a predicted model, not a curated record. The transcript is spliced from 18 exons. Bases 140 to 2116 code for a protein of 658 amino acids.
UAACAAGAAUAAUAUUUUUGUCUGCUGCAGCAGCACAGCAUUCCUCCGCACUUGCCCCAAAUAAAAUUAAAAUCCGUUAAAUCACUAGUUAAAUCACAUCUAACGUACUCUUUACCGAUCUCAUCUGAGAUCCACAACAAUGGCGAUGGUGAGAGCAAGCUCUGGCCUCGCAUAUCCUGAUCGCUUCUACGCCGCUGCUACUUACGCCGGAUUCGGUUCAUCUUCCAACGCUGUCACCUCCAAAUUCUCAAACGACGUCGCUCUCUUGCUUUACGCCCUCUAUCAGCAGGCAACUGUUGGACCAUGUAACGUACCAAAACCAAGAAGUUGGAGUCCAGUGGAACAAAGCAAAUGGACAAGUUGGAAUGGUCUUGGAAACAUGGCUUCCAGUGAAGCAAUGCGCCUUUUUGUAAAAAUAUUAGAGGAAGAAGAUCCAGGAUGGUAUUCAAGGAUAUCUGACUUUAUUCCAGAGCCUGUUGUAGACGUAGAGAUGAAUCAUAAUUCAAAGGCGGAUUUACCCACGGAGAAUGAAAUAACUUUGCCGGAAAUGAAAACUAUCCCAACCGAGAACGGGAAUUCUGUUGAUAAAGAUGUAACGGAGGAAGUAGUUGGUUCUGUUGGUGUGUAUGACCAAUGGGUUGCACCCUCGGUAUCUGGUCCACGUCCAAAGCCCCGAUAUGAGCAUGCAGCAACUGUCAUUGACGAUAAAAUGUAUAUAUUUGGUGGAAAUCAUAAUGGCCGUUAUCUUAAUGAUCUUCAGAUACUUGAUUUACGGAAUUGGACAUGGUCAAAGGUUGAGGUCAAAGCAAAUUCUGGGGAUACAGGGAGAGUAACUCCUUGUGCUGGGCAUUCUUUGAUACCAUGGGAAGGAAAUAAGCUUAUAUCAAUUGCAGGGCAUUCAAAGGAUGCUUCUGAAGCUAUCAAUGUGAAGGCGUUUGAUUUGCAAACAUAUUCCUGGUCAAACAUGAAGACCUAUGGAAAACCUCCGGUUUCACGUGGAGGUCAGUCAGUUACACUUGUGGGGAAUACCUUAGUCAUAUUUGGUGGUCAAGAUGGAAACAGAACUCUCUUGAAUGAUCUGCACAUUUUAGACUUUGAAACAAUGACCUGGGACGAGAUUGACACAAUAGGUGUGUCACCUUCUCCAAGGGCUGACCAUGCUGCUGCAGUACAUGCAGAGCGUUAUCUUCUUAUAUUUGGUGGUGGCACACAUUCAACCUGUUUCAAUGAUCUUCAUGUCCUUGAUUUGAAAACUAUGGAAUGGUCAAAACCAAGUCAACAAGGAGAGAUACCAAGUCCACGAGCUGGCCAUGCUGGCGUGACAAUUGGAGAGAGUUGGUUCAUUGUUGGUGGAGGAGAUAACAAGAGUGGAGUUUCAGAAACUGUUGUUCUUAACAUGUCUACUCUAUCUUGGUCAGUUGUAACGACUGUUCAAGGACGUGUUCCUCUUGCUAGCGAGGGGUUGAGUUUGGUGUUAAGCUCCUACAAUGGUGAAGACAUUUUAGUAUCUUUUGGAGGAUACAAUGGGCGAUACAAUAAUGAGGUCAAUUUACUCAAACCCAGCUACAAAUCAACCUUGCAAACAACUGGGUCAGGAGUACCUGCCCUAGAUAGUGCUUCUGGUGCACAGAAUGCGACAAACGGCACUAGAGAUGUUGAUUUAGAGUUUGAAGCUGGUCAAGAAGCAAAAGUCAGGGAAAUCAGCAUGGAAAAUAAUGAGCUGCAGACAAGUGAAGUUAAUGAAGUGAGUGAGAGUACCCUAGCUGCCCUGAAGGCCGAAAAGGAAGAACUAGAGUCGGCCCUAAGCAACGAAAAGUCACAAUCAAAUGAGCUAAAGCAACAACUGAUAGAAGCCGAAUCCAAGAACUCAGACUUGUACAAGGAACUCCAGUCUCUACGUGUUCAGCUUGCGGCAGAGCAGUCAAGAUGUUUCAAACUGGAGGUAAAUGUUGCCGAGCUUAGACAAAAGCUACAAACAAUGGACGCCUUACAGAAAGAAGUUGAAAUCUUGCAAAGACAAAAGGCAGCAUCGGAAGAAGCUUAUGCAAAACAAAAACAAAGUUCAGGAGGUGUGUGGGGAUGGCUAGCCGGGACACCGCCUCCAACCGAUGCCUGAUUACAUGAAACAAAUAGAUACAUAGUGUUUUUCAAAAUUAAAAUCCCUUUGAAAUUCAUUUUCCAUAAAAACCCUCUUUCUUUCAUCUCUCCACCAUUGUUUGAUUUGUCACAAAGAGAAGAUAGCUUAAUGGUGCUUCUGUAUCGUUUUGUUUUGUUUGGGAUUCUGAACUCAAAAGUUAAAUAUUUGUUGAGGUUGAAGAUAGGAUUGCAUUGUUUUAGACUAAUGAUGCCAUAUAGCCAUGGUUAUAUUGUGUGCCUUUAUUCUGUUGUACAUGGUUUCACAUGAGAAGUUGUUGAAACCUGUAAUUUACUUAAAAGUCUAAUGCAUGAUGUUGUAAUGGUGAAUGGAUUAACGUAUCGAGUUUCAA